Molecule: messenger RNA, 716 nt
Organism: Lineus longissimus
Lineage: Eukaryota; Metazoa; Nemertea; Pilidiophora; Heteronemertea; Lineidae
Exons: 7
Coding region: 50-664 (204 amino acids)
Source: RefSeq, a predicted model, not a curated record
AUCAUUUUCAUUUUCCGUCUCCCACAGAGCGAGUCACCAAUCAUCCAAGAUGAAGUUGUCGAUCCUCUCUCUCUUGGUCGUCCUGUUGACGAGUGCUGUGCUUAGCAAAUCACUGGACAAACGAAAUGCUGAAAUUGAAAAGCGUUUCAUAACAACAGAAGCGAUCAAGGCUAAUUUGGAAAAUCUCUUCGGAAAAGUGACAGAGGGCGUCAACAAAGCUAUAGAAAAGGGCAAGGACGUUAUCGAUAAGGGUGUCGAAACCGUUAUCAUUGGAGGCAAUGCUCUUCUCAUAAAGGCUAAAGAGAAGUACUAUAAAGAACUCCCAGGGUUUAAGGCGGGUCUCAAGCAAGCUAUGAUUGAACUCAAAGAUGCUGGGGAGCUGACUGCUGAGAAGCUGAGUGAACUCUGGGACAAGAUGGAAGUUAAGAUUGUAGAAACCUACGGUGACUUACAGGACAAUGAGAAGUACCAGGCAAUGCGCAAAAAGGCUAAGGAGAUGUGGAUGAAAGCGGCAGAGUCGCCGGUUGGUGGCGCUUUUGAAGCUAUUGAGAGAGCUGCCGACAUGGCUUCUCAUUUCUUCCUGGGAGUGCUGUACUUAGCGGGCGGAGUAAAACGAUUGAUUUCUUUCUCUUAUUGGAUGUUUUGUUCGAUCUAUCCCUGCUAAUGCAUUGUUAUUGACAAAAUAAAGAAGACACAAUAUCAAACUGGUGCAGAAA